AUGGAUGGAUCGACCUUGAGAGACAGUGAGGCUGUAUUGCUGGCAUAUGUACAAUUAAUUGAUGCAGGGCAAUUUUCUGAGGAAAGACUGGAAGAUGGUGCUCCUAACAUGAUGGCCAAGAAAAAUGGCUGCUUGAAAUUGAUUAAAGAUAUAAAUCCUGAAAUAGUUAUUGUGCAUUGUGUAAAUCAUAAGAUACACUUAGUUGCAAAAAAUAUCUCUCCUGUUCUAAAUAAGGUAUUACAUGCAGUUAUAAAAUCCAGUGCCAAAUCUGAGCGUCUUUUUAGGCUGUUUUGUGAAGAGCAAAAUGAAAGCUAUGUUAGACUUUUACUUCAUACUGAAGUAAGAUGGCUUUCCAAAGGAAAUUGCUUAAACAGAUUCAUGCAACUCUUCGAUGUUUUAAGUGAAUUUUUAAAUGACAAACCUGAAAUGAAGAUUUUAUUAACUAUCGAUGGUAAAGCGUUUGUAGGUUAUUUAACAGAUAUAUUUGAAAAAUUGAAUAUAUUAAAUAAACAACUCCAAGGACCAAAUAAAACACUUGUCGAUGCGAAAGCGAAGAUAUUUGGUUUCAUUACAAAUAUUGAAUUGUAUAUAAAACAAGUUGGCAACAGAAAUUUCGAGCAGUUUCAUUGGCUUCAAAAAUGUAAAGCAACUAGUAAUGCUUUACUUGUAAUGACAAAUCAUCUGGAUAAAGUAUCUGUCGACAUGAAGGAGAGAUUUUCUGAUUUGAAACAAAUUGAUUUCCCAGCAUGGAUGUUGCAGCCAGUAAUAGUGGAUUUGACUGAUAUUUCAGAUAUGCAGUAUCAGGAAGAACUUGCUGAAUUUCAAAAUAAUGAGUCAGCAAACACUUUAUUUAAUAGGAAAGGGGCAAUGCUAUGGCUUUGUCAAGAAAUUGAAGCCAAAUAUCCAAAAAUAACCAAGUGCACAAGAAAGCUUUUCCUGCCGUUUCCAACUUCAUAUUUAGUAGAAUGUGGAUUUAGUGCUGUGAAUGAUUUAUUGAUAAAAAAAAGAAAUAGACUUGAUAUAACAGAACGUGGAGAUUUGAGAUUAAAGCUUAGCUAA
Molecule: messenger RNA, 1059 nt
Organism: Ctenocephalides felis (cat flea)
Lineage: Eukaryota; Metazoa; Arthropoda; Insecta; Siphonaptera; Pulicidae
Product: protein ZBED8-like
Exons: 3
Coding region: 1-1059 (352 amino acids)
Source: RefSeq, a predicted model, not a curated record